UCGGCUUGCAUGUUCUUGAGGUAACUGCCGGCUAGUCAACCCAUAAUUACAACUCUUGUCAUCAAUGCUGCGUUUAAAUAAUAUUGUUUUUACUUAGAUCAGGUGUAUGCCGCCAUGCACAAAUAAAACAUUAAAUCAGCUUUUAGGCUUUUCAUUCAUACUGCGUUAAAGCGAGCAGGUCAUCUCAUAAUGAUUUGACAACGCGCAUGGAAAGAGGCAUUUGUUCAAACUUAAAUUCAUCCUUUGCUGUUUAAGGUGCAGCCCAUCGCCAUGAGUGGAAUACUAAAGAGGAAGUUCGAGGAGGUGGAUGGUUCCUCUCCGUGCUCGUCCUUGCGGGAGUCGGACGACGAGGUCUCCAGCAGCGAGAGCGGGGACAGCAGUGACAGUGUCAACCCCUCUGCCUCGAGCCACUUCCCCCCCUCCUCCAUACUGAAGCGCGAGAAGCGGAUGAGGACCAGGAACGUGCACUUUGAGAACGUGACGGUGUACUACUUCAGCCGGAGGCAGGGCUUCACCAGCGUGCCCAGUCAGGGGGGCAGCACACUGGGCAUGGCCAGCAGGCACAGCUGCAUCCGGCAGUACACCCUGGGGGAGUUCGCCCAGGAGCAGGAGCGGAUCCACCGGGACAUGCUCAAAGACCACCUGAAGGAGGAGAAACUCAACUCCAUAAAACUGAAGCUGACAAAGAACGGCACGGUGGAGUCGGAGGAGGCCAACGCGCUGACGGUGGAGGACAUCUCGGACGACGACAUCGACCUGGACAACACGGAGGUGGACGAGUACUUCUUCCUGCAGCCGCUCACCACCAAGAAGCGGAGGGCCCUGCUGAGGGCGUCGGGCGUGAAGAAGAUCGACGUGGAGGAGAAGCACGAGCUGCGCGCCAUCCGCGUGUCGCGAGAGGACUGCGGCUGCGACUGCCGGAUCUUCUGCGACCCGGAGACCUGCGCCUGCAGCAUGGCCGGCAUCAAGUGCCAGGUGGACCGUAUGUCUUUCCCCUGCGGCUGCACUAAGGAGGGCUGCAGCAACACCGCGGGCCGAAUCGAGUUCAACCCCAUCCGUGUCCGCACUCACUUCCUGCACACCAUCAUGAAGCUGGAGCUGGAGAAGAGCCGUGAGCAGCAGGCCUCCGCCGCCAACGGAUACCACGGAGACAUGGGCGUGCACGCCAACCCCCUGGUCCAGGCCCAGCACAGCCUGGAGUACGCGCUGGCCGACAGCGUCCCGCCCACGGCUCUCCUGCACCUCCAGGCCUCGGAGGAGAUGGACGACCCCAUCGACGACGACGACGAAGAGGAGGAGGAGGACGACGAGGAGGACGACGAGGACAACGACGACGACGAAGACGACGACGGCAGCAGCCUCUGCAGCGGCCUCAGCGACUCCAGCACCCAGAGCCUGGCGGCCAGCGAUUCCGAGGAGGAUGAGGACGAUGACGACGACGACAAGUCGGACGACUUUGAGGACAGCAUGAGCGCGUCUCCCGUGACCCACGCCGAAGUCGUGCCCCUGUCCUCCGUUUUGUGUUACUCAGACAACGCGGCGCACAACGGCCACGCCAACGGCAACUCCUACUUCUCCAGCUCCGCGGCAGAGUGCUACCAGCUGGAGAACUUGGGCACCGUCGGACAAACCGCGGAGCCCUACGGCGAAGCCCAGCCUUUCCAAGAAAGGGUGGCCAAUGGCAAUGGGGCUAUGUUCGGCAUCGGCUCUGAGCAGUACCCCAGUUACCCCAGGCCGUCUGAGGAACGUUACACCAACCACCACUUCUCGGUGACCAACGGCGGGUCCUCCAACAUGGUCUGCCGUGCUCCUGACCUGGAGAACAAUGUCCAGUCCAAUGGGACGUGCCACGACCUGCCAAAAGGCCCCUCCCAGAUGGAGAUCCAGAACUACUUGAACAAUAACUCGCAAGAGCACUACACCAAUAACGGGAACUGUUUCAUGGCAGAGAAGCCUAAGGACCUAUCUAACGGGCUGUCUGAAGCGUCCUCCCUGCCAGACGGUAGUAAAACAUCUCCCUCUCUAGAGAGCUUUCCCCAGGUCGCACCAGUUUAGCGUGCCACGCCUAUUAGGGAAUUUCUAGAAAUUUCUAAGUACAAUUAAUGAACAAGUAUGGUAAAAAAAGACAUGCAAUUUAAAAAACUGAAUUUAUGGCAAAAUCUGAAUUAGCGGCUUUUGCUUUAGAUACACCUUUUUCACAAAUUGCACAUACAGUUUUCAUUUUAAAACCCUAAUGGUUUAAAAAAGGGUCCAGGCUCAAAGUGGGGUUGUUUUUGUGGAAUCCUACUGUCCCUAUAUAAUAUUAGUUUUAAAUGCAAAAAUAAAAACCACAGAACCAUGUAAGCUUUAGGCCUGUGAAAUGUAAGUAUCUUGUCAUUUAAAAGUAAAGGUUCUAGUUUUCAGCACAUUGUGGAUAGAACUUUUAUAUGUCCAUAUGUCAACUGUGGAAAAAGUACAUUGUUUCAGUUUAUGGGGUUAUGACGUGUAUGUAAAGUUAUGUUUUGAUAAUGAAAAGCAUGUUAUUUUUGAGCUGUUGUUGGCAUUUAUUGCAUUUUAUUACAAUAUGGGUUUUUAAAUAGCUGUGUACAUGUACUGUACAAACAUUUAUGUCGUUAUAUCUAUUUUGUGCUUUUCUAUUGUUUGUAAUAGCAUGGGAUUGGCUCUGCAAUAUUUUUGUUAAAUCUCUAUUGCUUUAAGUUUAAAUGUAAAAAGCAUAAAUUGAUUUGAGAUGUAUAAAUGACAUUAAGCUAUAGUUCUGCAUUUGCACUUUCUAGACUGAAUUCUGAGAAGGGGCAGUUGCCAUGUAAUUACCUUAAUGACCAAAAUACUUGAAUUGUGAUAAAAGAUUGAAUAACUGAAUAAUACUUCAGUUCAGUUUGCUAUCAGUAUUUUUCCUGCAUUUGUUAAAUCCGUUUUCAAAGAAAUAGUUUAGCUUUACAACACAAGUAACACAAAAUGUAAUAAAAAUACAUUUAAACCUGACGAGAUCACUGAGAUCACUUCAGCAUCACAUAGCAACACAAAAACAGGGACUCCCUUAGCAUUUGGAUAUGGACCUCGUCCUAAUUCUGUCAAGCAUUGAAUCUUCCUGGUAAGCUUUAGUAAUGGUAAAAAAGAAAAUUCCUGGCAAAUGAAACCACAUACAACUGGACCACGUAUUAUAUACAUAGCUACAAAGCUCUCCAAACUUUUCUGGUGUUUAACUAGACCAUGUCUUUGAUUGUAUCAUCUUGGGGUCAGCAAACUUAUGAAAGCAACGCUCAUUGUAAACUUGAAGUGAGUUUUUAUAAUUGUUUGAAACAGAAUGUACUGUCUAUAGAAAACAUGGUUUUUAAUUUUAAAAAGGCAGUGGACCACCUGAUCACACAGGGAGCAGACUUGGAGAUGAUUCUAGUUUUGGUAUUGAGAUAUGCUGACACUAUAGGCAUAGGCUACUACUCUACAAUGACGUUUUCAAUGCAAUGAUGGGAAACUAUGUUAAAAAACAGUGGACAGGUCUAGGAUAUUUCUUCGACAGUGUGCAAUAGCAUCUGAAAUGGUGCGAACAUGUCAACUAUUAAAUAUUAUUUACAAUGGGGUUGACCCUAUGUAUUGUUAAAAUGAAAAGUUUUCAAUUGAAGGGCAUUAUAUGAGAGAUGUGUCGACCAAUGACAUGACCAGAUCUCAGUAAAUGACUGAAGAAUUUUACUGUAAAUCAUUAGAUGCACAUUAGCUAGAAAAUAUCUUGAGAAUCGUUAAAGACAAUCCGCAAAGCACUGAAUGGACUACACCAGUGGUUUUAAAAUCAGUCCUGGGAACCCAUGUGUAUGCUGGUUUUUCUUCCAACUACAACUGUAAUCCUGUAGUAUUAUUAAAUUGUGUUUUCGGGGAUUAUUUACCCUCUUAAGAUAUGUUGUCAUAAAUAGUUAUGUAUGACAUAAUAGAAGUGCUGUGUUGGAAAUUAUUAGAUGAUCAAUUAACUGAUUAACUGAUCAAAUUAAAGACUCAACAAGCAAAUCAACAAGCUGCUAAUUGGGUAAAGUGUGAACUAGCUGUUUGGUUGAUAAUAAAGAAUUCAAAUACAAAUACAAUUAUAACAAGUCAAAUGGCUCGUUACCAUUUGCAAAGCAAUUAGGAGCCAGUUGAUUCACCUCAGUCUUUACACUUUAAAACAAGUUUACCUCUAUUUAAUCAUUCUCAAUCUAACCUGUGAAUGUGGGACAUUCUUCAGGGCAUGCAUGCAUUUUUCAUCGCUAUUUUUGGUAUAAUAAGGCAAAAGAGGGAUCUGAAAAUAGGAAAAGUGUAAUUAAGACAAAUUAACUAUUUGUUCAUUGCUAUGGGAUUGCAGUUGUAGUUGGAACAAAACCCACCAACACAUGGGCCCCCAGGACUGAGUUUGAAAACCACUGGUCUACACCACUACAAACAUGCGGUAUAGGCCUGAUCAGUGUUCAAUUCUUCUAAUGAUCUAGCUCGUAAUUCACAAGGCAUUGGAAUAUUAAAAGGAGAAUGAAUCAUUCUUAAACAGAUCUCACUGGGUGACACAUCUAUUUCUGUAUUUACUACUAUACAGAGAGAGUGCAGUGAACACCUUAGAUAGCCUAUUAGGCACUACAAUAAAUCAACGACUGAGGUGUUGAUAUAUGAUUUAGGCCUACCAUCAUCCACAAAUCUCUCAGUGUUUAUUAAUGCUGGAAAAAUGCAAGUAAACGAUGUGGCGAUUAGAAGAUCACUCAAGGCAUACGUGCUAUUUCGCAAGGCUGCUUUAGUUUGCCCUGGAUUCAGAUUCUCUAUUAACUGGUGUAUGAAUCUGAACUGGCGCUCGGUUCUGAGAUCUGAGGGCAAGAGCCGCCAUUCCCUUUGUGCCAAAGCAGCUGAAAAUGGACAACGAGUGACGUUGCUACUCUGAGUUUGUGUUAAUCUGCUGUAUUUUGAAUUUUAAGUAUUUAUUAAUGAAUGAUAUUGAAAUGCGUAUUUAUUGUGGUUUCUUGCAAAUGUCUGUAUUAAGGAGGAUGCUUCUGCGGUCUUAAAUUGUCCUUUGUUUUCUGAUGGUUGUGAAAUGUGUCUAGCUCUUGUUUUAGCUGCGGUAUGUGCCUGUCGUUAUGUUACUUAUCUCUUCAAAUCGCAAGAAUUGGUAAAACUGAAAAUCUAAUUUCACAUAAUGUUAUUUCGAUAGCUAGAUAGAUGUUAAAAUGUAUUGAGGUUUUAAAUACAAUUUAGAAAAAAGAGCCAAAUGUUUACCUUUUUUUGUUGCUUUUCCACCAGUACCUGACUUUGAAAUAAAUAAAUAACUGAGCCUA
Molecule: messenger RNA, 5279 nt
Organism: Conger conger (European conger)
Lineage: Eukaryota; Metazoa; Chordata; Actinopteri; Anguilliformes; Congridae
Gene: csrnp3
Product: cysteine-serine-rich nuclear protein 3
Exons: 6
Coding region: 271-2055 (594 amino acids)
Biological process (GO): regulation of transcription by RNA polymerase II
Cellular component (GO): nucleus
Molecular function (GO): sequence-specific DNA binding; DNA-binding transcription factor activity, RNA polymerase II-specific
Source: RefSeq, a predicted model, not a curated record